Cavia porcellus (domestic guinea pig) is the source of this 2197-nucleotide messenger RNA. It is a transcript of the gene Tcp11, whose product is annotated as t-complex 11. Gene Ontology annotation, cellular component: acrosomal vesicle; sperm flagellum. The transcript is spliced from 10 exons. The record is from RefSeq and is a predicted model, not a curated record. Bases 353 to 1936 code for a protein of 527 amino acids. Gene Ontology annotation, biological process: regulation of sperm capacitation. NCBI's taxonomy places the organism in Eukaryota, Metazoa, Chordata, Mammalia, Rodentia, Caviidae.
GGGGUGCGUGCUGGGUCAUCCUCAGCACAUCCAUGCUGCCGCGGUGGCUCUCUUGCCCAGCCACCCCCACCUCGGUGGUAUAGUCCAGUGGGGCCUCGAAGCCAGAAGCCACGAGGCUGCUGAGGCCCAAGCUAGAGUGGACCGCCGGGGCUGCCUGGAGGAGGUGAGUGGGCGGCCGUCACCUCAGAUUUCUCACCUUCCUCACCAGCCCGGCACCCGGCUGGCGCUCCUCUGGGCCCUUGUACCCCAGGAAACUCAGAAGCUCACACCAGGGCGGGAGCGCUGGCCUCCGGUUACCGUCUCUGAGGCCAACAGCACUCGACUCUUCCCCAGCCCUGAUACCACCAGCAACAUGCAGAAUGUGGAGGACGGUGUGGCCGUUCAGGACCCCGGCGCCGGAGAGAGCAGCCCCUGCGACCCUAAGGCGGCAGGAAUGGCCCCGGAAGAUCGGAGCGGGGACCAGUCCCCGGCUGUGACAGAGACCGUUAACGAUGUCUCCAAGCUCAGCAGUGAGAUUGGGAUGAACCACGAUUUCCACACGGAAGACGCGAUUUUCCCUCCAAACAGGGCUUCGGAAGAGGGAGUGAAAGGUUCGGCUCUUUCAAAACUCAGACCAUUCCUGAAGAAAAGCAGAAAGAAAGAAGAGCUUAAGCUAUGCAACAGCUGUCCGGAAGGCAAGGUGAAGGAGGCACUGCACAAUGACUUCUGGGACCACCUUAAAGAGCAGCUGUCAGCUACUCCGCCUGACUUCAGUUGUGCUCUUGAGCUUCUGAACGAUAUUAAAGAGAUCUUGUUGUCUCUGCUGUUACCACGCCAGAACCGUCUGAGGAGUGAAAUUGAAGCCGCUUUGGAUGCAGACUUGCUCAAGCAGGAAGCAGGACGUGGAGCCCUGGAUGUCUCUUCCCUUUCUAAGUACAUUCUCAACACGAUGACGCUGUUGUGUGCGCCAGUCCGAGAUGAAGCAGUGCAGACGCUUGAGGACAUUGCAGACCCUGUUGGGUUGCUAAGAGGGAUCUUCCAGGUGCUGGGCCUGAUGAAAAUGGACAUGGUGCACUACACCAUCCAGAGCCUCCAGCCCCCGCUGCAGGAGCAUUCCAUCCAGUAUGAGCGGGCUGAGUUCCAGGAGCAGCUCGACCAGCAGCCCAACCUCCUGGACUGCACCACUAAGUGGCUCGCCCAGGCAGCAGCGGACCUCAGCACGCCACCAGCCAGCCCCGACUCUGCUGACUCCUCGGGUGUGGCCAGUCCUCCCGGUGAGGCAGCCAGCAGCCCUGAGCCCCUCAGCCCCUCCGUGGUGUUGUCACAAGGCUUCCUCAACCUCCUGCUGUGGGACCCCGAAAACGAAGAGUUCCCCGAGACCCUGGAGAUGGACAGAACCCGGCUGGAGGAGCUGGAGGCCCAGCUGCAGCGGUUAACCAUCCUGGCCUCAGUCCUGCUUGUGGCCAGCAGUUUCUCUGGCAGUGUUUUGUGUGGCUCACCUCAGUUUGUGGAUAAAAUAAAGCGUCUCACCAAGGCCCUGAUGGAGAAAUUCAAUCCUGGGCCUGAGAACGCUCUGCAGACCCUGAGUGAACAGGUAUCUCAGGAAAUCCAUCAAAGCCUCAGAAACAUGGGCCUCACUGCUCUGAGUAGUGAAAACACGGCAUCCCUGAUAGAACAGCUCCAGAGCAUUGCCAAGAAGGAGAACUGUGUCCGCAGUGUUGUCGAUCAGCGGAUGCGUUUGUUCCUCAAAUCCUGUUUGCUUCUCGGCGUACAGCGCGCCCUGUUAGACCUUCCUGGAGGCCUCACCUUCAUUGAGCCAGAGCUGGCAGAACUGGGCCAGAAUUUCAUCAGCCUAACACAUCACAAUCAGCAGGUGUUUGGCCCCUACUACACUGAGAUCCUCAAAACCCUCAUCCCCGAAGACCAGGCACUGAAAACAAAAGAGGAGGCUCUCUGAUAGCACCUGCUGGGAGCCCUGGCACCUUGGACCCAGGAGUAGGACCCAGCGUCCUGGGGUAACAUCACCAAGGACCAGCAGAGCAGCGAACCUUAUCCACCCCACAGCCAGUAGGCACAGCUGGCCCCAGCCCACACUAAUAAACCCCUGAACUGCCAGGAAACCACUCUCCUGCGCUGCAGAGCCAAGCAGCCAAACACCCAGGGCUAACAUGAAUCUAAGAGUAAAAGCGUCCCUGAGAACUCUGGGAUUUAUCCAAAA